AUGGCAACAACGCAACUUCUAAAUGGCCAGUCGGGAUUGCCUGUCGAUAAUUCAACCAAAUCUUACUGGCACUCAGCACCGUCGGAGAAGCUGAUGGGUCACCGGACGACGGAGCAGCUCCCCCACUCGGCGGAUGUCGUCAUUGUGGGAUCGGGCAUUACGGGAGCAUUUGCGGCGCAUUGUUUGAAGGAACAGAGGCCCGAGUUGGAUGUUGUUAUGCUGGAGGCUAGGGAGGCUUGUUGGGGUGCUACGGGAAGGAACGGCGGCCACUGCCAACCGGCCAUGUACGCAGCGAAACCGCACAUCGCCUCAUUCGAGCUGCGUACCUUCUCGUAUAUCAAGUCAAUAGUAGAAGAGUAUUCAAUCCCUUGCGACUGGAAAACGACAACAGGCGUACACGCCUUCUACUCCGCCUCAUUCUUCAAGCUCGUGCAGGACGUUAUAGAGAAACUUGCAGAUAAUUACCCAGACCUGGCCGCCAAUGUGGCAGUAGUCACCAAAGGCGAAGGUGGCAGCCCAGCCUGGCUCCUCGAGCAUGAGCGCAAGGAACUCACCCUUGAGGGCCUCCGCAUCCCCGAGGCCGAAGGUGCAGUCGUCAUGUUCAACGCCGCCAGCCUCUGGCCCUACAAGCUCGUAGCGUCCAUGCUGGAACGCCUUCUCGCAGCCGAAGCGGGCGGCUUCAACCUGCAGACCAAAACACCCGCCACCGGAAUUCAGAAAGUCGAACCCCAGCACCCGAAAUGGAUCGUCCACACCCCUCGUGGCCACAUCGCCGCCAAGUCGGUUUUGUUAGCUACUAACGCGUACACGUCCCACCUACUCCCCCAAUUCACAGAUCUCAUCGUCCCCACCCGCGGCCAAGUCUCCAGCCUGCUCCCGCCGCAGGAACCGCAACCGGGAGAAGCCCCCCUUGAUAUAGGACACACGUACUACAUUCUGGGCGACGCGACGGACCGGCCCCUGCGCCGGGACGACUAUCUUGUGCAGCGCCCGCCUCCAAAAGCAGAGCUCGUGUUAGGAGGCGGCAGGUUCCUGGCCAAGGACAACGCUGUCGGCGUCUGGGAUGAUGGGGAAUUGGACGAGCCCGUGAAGUGGUGGCUACGGGGCGAGCUGCCCGCGGCUAUGGAUUUGAGUCUGCGUACGCCAGAGGAGACGACUACCUCGCCUGUGCACGCCGCACAGGGGGAAAAUAAUAAGCAGGAUCUGGAGGCGAGUUUCGAGUGGACGGGGAUCAUGGGAUAUUCGCGGGAUGCGGCGCCUUGGGUGGGUGCGGUGCCGUCGAGUUUAGGUGGCGGGGAGGGACUAUGGGUUUGUGCUGGUUACACAGGUCAUGGUAUGCCGAAUGCAGCUUUGUGUGCUAAGGCUGUCGUGGAUAUGAUGGUUGGGGCUGAUGAGGUGGAUUUGCCGCCUGAAUAUGAGGUCACGGAGGAGAGGGUCGAGGGGGCCAGGAGGAGGGAUACGGUCAGGGUUGCGGAUGCGAGGGGGGAGUUGGAGAUGUUUGCGUUUAUGGAUUAA
Pseudomassariella vexata is the source of this 1515-nucleotide messenger RNA. RefSeq names its product FAD dependent oxidoreductase. The transcript has 3 exons. NCBI's taxonomy places the organism in Eukaryota, Fungi, Ascomycota, Sordariomycetes, Amphisphaeriales, Pseudomassariaceae. Gene Ontology annotation, cellular component: cytoplasm. Bases 1 to 1515 code for a protein of 504 amino acids. Gene Ontology annotation, molecular function: oxidoreductase activity. The record is from RefSeq and is a predicted model, not a curated record.